Lepisosteus oculatus (spotted gar) is the source of this 2428-nucleotide messenger RNA. It is a transcript of the gene eef1akmt1, whose product is annotated as EEF1A lysine methyltransferase 1. Lineage: Eukaryota; Metazoa; Chordata; Actinopteri; Semionotiformes; Lepisosteidae. The record is from RefSeq and is a predicted model, not a curated record. Gene Ontology annotation, biological process: methylation. Gene Ontology annotation, molecular function: protein-lysine N-methyltransferase activity; nucleic acid binding.
UCUUACAAGUCACUUGAGGAGGGAUUAUGUUUGAUAUUUACUUAUGUUUGAUGAGGAUGUCAGUCAUUUCGAUCUUGAAACAGGUGCAUGCUGGCGAGUGAAAUGUGCUCGGGAUUUCACGCGUGUGCACGGUGUACCUUGCCAGUGUAACUUGAGUUUGUUUUGUAUGUUAUACGUCUCUCUGCUGAGCAUCAGAUCAGUGAGACGGGACGGGUCGUAUAUGUCGGUACAUACAGUACUACACUCUGGAGCCCAAAAGCAAAUGCACUACAGGGGCAAUAACAGCAGAAGACGCGCAGCACCUUAGGGCUGCUGUUUCCAUUGAAUGCAGUGACCAGCAACGCGUGAGGAUUGAUCAGACACGACCCCGCCUGGAGCUGUGUGAGAGCGCAGGGCACCGAGGUGAAAGCUGAAACGCCCAGUCCGGGGCGCCGAGACCGUGUUUCCGCUGUCCCGCCAGCCGCCGCCAUGAGCGACAGCGACGACGACCCGCCGCGGCUGUCCAGCCAGGCCCUGGCGGCGCUGCAGGGGUUCUACCAGGAGGAGCAGAGACUGGCCAGCGCGCCCGCCGGCGGCCUCUCCGUGGGGGCUGUGCAGGAGGACUGGCGCAUGAGCCAGUUCUGGUACAGCGAGGAGACGGCCGCGCGGCUGGCCGAGGAGCUGCUGUCUGCUGUGGGGGGCAGGGGCAGAAUUGCCUGUGUCAGCGCGCCCAGUGUGUACCAGAAGCUGAAGCAGCAGAGAGGUGAGGAGGUGUCUGUGGUCCUGCUGGAGUUCGACAGGCGCUUCUCCGUCUACGGGCAGGACUUUGUGUUCUAUGAUUACAGCAACCCCCUGGACCUGCCUGAGGACAUGGGGGUGCAGAGCUUUGACAUUGUGAUAGCCGACCCUCCUUACCUGUCUGAGGAGUGCCUCAGCAAGGUGGCCCUCACCGUCAAAUUCCUCACCCGGGGGAAAGUCCUCUUGUGCACCGGUGCGAUCAUGGAGGAACAAGCAGAAAAACUCCUGGGUGUCAAGAUGUGCAAGUUCCUUCCCAAACACAACCGCAGCUUAGCCAACGAGUUCCGAUGCUAUGUGAACUAUGACUCUGGUCUGGACCUGUGAUUUCGGCUGGACUGCUUUGCUCCUGGCUGCCUUCUUCCCUGCCAACGCCUGAAGGUUUCACCUGCUCCGCUGUUUCAUGGAAAGUAGGAACAGGUUUCGGAGCCAGAUGUAAUUGCCUCCACUUUGUCCGUUUCGCUCGGUUUCUUGUCUUUCUUGGCGUUUGCUUCCUCGCUGACGUGUGGGAGUGCAGCGUUGUCUCUCAGGCAGUUCCACACGGUGUCCGCCAGCAGGGCUGCAGACCUUCGCUCUCGGCUGGUUCCCCCGUGACAAACUGAAGUGUGUCUGGAGCCACAGAGCAGUAACCUCUGGCCGAGCGCUUUGGGUGGAUUAGUGCUCCAUGGCCUUUGCCGUCCUGGUGAGACACUCUGCCAGCUUGCAGCAGCUCAUAUUGUCAAGAGGGUCAAAGACUGGUCCAGGGGCGUCACUCUCUGCCUUUCUACAGGGUAAUGCACACCGCUGGGAAGAAUAUAUUCAGGAAUGUUCCCCAGAUAAGAAGUUUUAUAUUUUACAGUUUAAUACAAAAAAAUGACAGUUAGAACUUAGUGAUGUGUUAGAGGAUGUUUUAGUUUCUAGUGCAUUUUUCACUCUGUUUCAACCAGCUGGGAUUGUAUUUUGCCAGACUAAAAAUAGUGGUUAAAUACUCCACUGUACUAAGAGAAACGAGCAAAUGAAGGGAAUAAUCGUGCCUUUAGCUGUAGAAUUCUUGCACACAUUAAAAAUGGCUGUACCCUAUUUGUACAUGCCCAGGAAAACCUUUUUAAACCUAAAUUGAGGCAGGAUCAGACCUACGUGCGGUCAAGUGUGAUGAGCAGUGCAGGUUAAAUGAUGACUUUAAUACAGUGUUUGCAUUUGCCUUUCAUUUGUAAGCUACUAGUCAUGUAUGCAAAGUACAAAUUCCUUGUAUUUUAUUUCUCUUUAAUAUUUCUAGUUUGCUGUUUGCUUUAAAAUUUUGUAUAAUUCUUCAUUUUGAAAAAAAUAUCCCUUUAAGUUUUUAUGUCUUAAUUUGAUUGUGGUUUAAUGUUUCUUUAUUACGGGAAAUAUACAAAUUAAAUUAAGUCUGUUAAGUCUGAAAAGACUUAAUACAGUGUCACACUGCAGAAGGGUCAUUGCUCUGCUCUGUGAAAACUAGUCUCUGUGUCUCUUUCCCUUUCACCUGGAGUCACACGCAUGGAUGUACUGUAUGCUCUCUUUCUUUGUAUACCUUCUCAAUCUUAAGCGAUGCUGUGUUUGCCAGCUGUCUGUCUUGGACCUUGUAGGAAAGAGAGAAUUGAUACAAAGCUUGUGUAUAAAAGUUACACCUAUGAUUAUUAUUAAAUAUUAUAAAUUA